AAUGAAUAGUUUGUUGUGUUAUAAAAGUUAUGUAAAGGAAAGGCAUUUGAAAAGCGAUUGUAAACAUAAAACAUGUGUUCAAUCAGUAAAUUGUCUCAAAUAUUGACCAUUAAAUCGGCGAAUCGUUUCAGUCAUGCCAUCAAACGGACACCCAAUCACUCGUCGUCGGUGUCGGCGCUGGUGUGGAACCGCUUGUGUCACAGCAAUCACACCAUUGAUGGCCCGAACAGUGAUAAAGACAUUGAGAGGAUAUUUUUGAGACCACGAGUGCAGACAUUAUUGAAGCGAUUGAUUGGUUUCGACGACCAGAAGGUGUUUGCGGCCAAACCUCGGCUCACAUCUCACGCCAAUGAAGUCCGCUUUAUGACAGAUAAUGAACUCAAUUUGAGACUGGAAAUGUCCCGCAAGAAGGCCGCGGAGAAGAUAGCGAUGCCGCCGGUGUUGGCCCCUAAAGAGGACAAUCCAAGAGUGCUGUCCUUUGAUCCCGAAAUCCAAGGAUAUAUUGACAGUAAAUUUGAAUAACGUAUGAUUUAAGCGUUGAUUUCCUUUUAAGA
Medioppia subpectinata is the source of this 554-nucleotide messenger RNA. Lineage: Eukaryota; Metazoa; Arthropoda; Arachnida; Sarcoptiformes; Oppiidae. The record is from the annotation of a GenBank genome assembly.